Messenger RNA from Cryptotermes secundus, 3310 nucleotides. RefSeq names its product protein crumbs. The transcript has 14 exons. NCBI's taxonomy places the organism in Eukaryota, Metazoa, Arthropoda, Insecta, Blattodea, Kalotermitidae. The coding region runs from base 332 to 1933 and encodes 533 amino acids. The record is from RefSeq and is a predicted model, not a curated record.
CGCCGAACAAGGCGCCAGGUUGCGUGUCGUGUUGUAGAGCGUAGCGGUGCUACGGUGAGCUAACAGACUUAGCGCUCCCAGGAAAGUGCCGGGUUAGAACUGGUGUAAUUUCGCCCUGAGAUAGUUGCAUUGCUGCAGUCCUGUGGUGGAGUUUCCUGCUAUAUGCUGUACUACACACAACAGAAGGAAAGACUGGAGUAGCCAUAGUCGCAAUAAAACGGAUCUAGCAACCGUGACGAAGUAACCUUGACCUCUGGGUUGGCUCAAGAUGCGCUGCUCACACUCCAUCAGUGGACAGUGUUUCUGUUAACUCUCUUAUGAACUGUGCAUUAUGGGUGUGUUUCGAACUGAACUCCUGCUCUUCACCGUGAUCGCCAGCUUCACUGCCUCUGCCGAUGGCGCAGCGAACUAUUGGGGAGCAGAUAACAGGAUCGUACCGUCAGGAUAUGGAGGUGCAGGCAGAUUCUACACACGUGACCACGUGUACGAACCGGAGUACUAUUACCCAGACGAGGAGCACAGCAACCAAAUAGGACGCCAGGUGAAUGGAGGCCCCGCGGCGCACCCCACUGCAGGAAGACACUGGAACUCCGCUCACCGAAGGCACCGCGUUCUGGCGUCACAACUCGGGAGGGUCACGGUGCCUCAGAGGAACCACCAUGUCACUGUGGGACAGAAUGGCAAGACGGAGCGAAGGACAACAGGGCUCUUCCGAUCGUCUCAGUGGGGCUCAGCUACUAUCCCGUACAAAGGCGCCAAGGUCAAUGUUCCGGUCUUGUCUGGUAACAAGAAGGCAUACCGGGGCACGAUCACUACAACUGUUCUGGGACCCCAGCAAGUGACAUCAUGGGCUGGUGACAACGAUUUGACCAAUUCUGCAUCCUCCAUGACUGAUCCAGGUUUAAAGGCAGUGCAAGAUGAACCCAACUUCAGUCCUAUUGAAAAACUGUGUGUUCGCUGCCCAGCUGACAGAUCCAUCUUCGCUGCCAAGGGAACAACAUUCGUAUUGGUGGAGCCCCCUGCAGUGAAGCCCUGUCACAAUACUGCUACCACUUGGGCCAAGUUAUCUGAAGUGCGAGUAGAAUCAUUGUUUGGCCCAUGGCCUGGAACAACUGUUGGAGAGGGAAGCUAUAAUAUGAUAAUACGUCUUAUUCACAACAGAGAGCAGCUUGCAAUGUGCAAGUAUCGCUACCAUGUGACAGUUCAGAAGUGCCCACCAUUGCACCUUCCUGAACAUGCUCAUGGGCAGUGCUCACUGAACAAUGCAUGGGGGUCUCGAUGUCAGCUAACCUGCAGCCAAGGUUACAGACUUCUGGGACACGAAGUCACCGAGUGCGGAGACAAGCUCAAAUGGACCAACCCGCUGCCACGCUGUAUAGCUGUGAAAGGUUGUCCAUUACCCAUGAGUCCAGAACAUGGCCGUUUGAGCUGCAAGACCCCUGGCAGUGGAGAAGGUUCAGACAUCAGUAGCAUUGGUGAUCUGCUUGAUGAGGGAAGUGUAUGCCGGUAUGACUGUGACCCAGGAUAUGCAGUGCCACCAUCACAAAUACACCUGGCUGUGAUAAGGUGCCGAGCUCGCUCAUGGAAUAGCACGGCAGAUCCAAGCUGCCAGGCAGAGAAUGGUAACAUGCCCCGGCUGGUGCUGGCAGACCCUGAGUAUCGCCAUCCCUUGAGGCAUCACCGGAAGGGGGCACCUUGUUGGCCCAACCCAUGCCAGGGUGGAGGGACCUGUCUCAAUGGGCCUCACCCCAGCAGGCCCAUUCUUUGCAUCUGUCCACCAGACAGGGAAGGUGAGUUCUGUGAGCGAGCCAAAUGCCAGGAGGAGAUGUGUGAGAAUGGAGGUCGGUGUAUAACACUUGGUAAUAAGGCUGUCUGCUACUGUCCACCUGAGUUCACUGGAUCCAAGUGCCAAGUCUCCCAAGGUACAAGCUAGUCUCCAGGACCUGAACAAGAUUGGUGACCUGCAUUCGCAUCACUGAUACAGGGGGUCCCGCCAGAUCAUCAGUUAAUACAAACCAAUAACUCACAUUCAACUCAAUCUCCCUAAUCAUCAGUGAUAUCACAUAUCCUGAUGACUAGUGCCAUACCUGCAGCUCAAAACCUCUCUGUCCGGCAUAUCAGCAGUGGCCACCAUGUGAUAUAUUUUAAUUCUGUUGUGUUUAGUGGUUAAAAGUGACUUCUGUGAGGAUAUAUAUACGUGCACAUCCAAGGCAAUGUCAAAUGCAGAGUCAGGAUCACUUAAUGCAAUAUGAACAAUGACUGGCACCCACAGAGCACAGCUCUGGAAUUUAGCCAGUUAAAACUCCUAUAAAAUGUUGCCCGUGUCUAGUCUACAGUAGCUAAUAGGAAGUAACAUUGUGUUCUGCUGUUAAUUUCAUCAAAUUUACUUUCUUAACUAAGCUGAAUCAAAACAGACUACCACAUCUGUAUCUGUUAUGUUAGUCGAUAAUUUAGUUACUUAAUAAUUUCCUAAAGGUGUGCAACAUUACCUUGCACUUAUGUUAGACACUGUUCUCUGAGAUACAACUCAUGCAAAAUACACAUGACAUUUCAGAAGAUGGUUCAUUUGCUAUCUUCAGGCGACUGGUUGUUGUUAUAUUGACAGGUUUGCUAUUCACUGUCAUUGUCAACACACUGAUAGCAGCUAGGGACGAACUCAGAAUCAUGUGCAUACUAAACCACAUCAGAAAUCUACUGGUAGCAUACAAGUUUGGUAAUCAAAUGCUCACGAUUUACCCAACUGUCGACAUUAAAAUCUAAAGUAAAAGAACAUGUCGGUAUGCUGAAAAAUGUAGUAAAAAUGCGUAAAGCUGUCCCUGUAACGCGAAGGCCCAGAGCAUGUGAGAGGUCGAGGCUCCCACAUCUUCUAAGACAAUACGGUAGGUUCACAGACGGCAGUAAGGCUGUGAGCCUUAUGCACCCGUCACUCUCUCAACCCCAGGGCCAUAUUGCUGCUGUAAGGAUUAGAUAAACUGAAAAAUUCAAUGACCUCAUCGGGACUCGAACCAGCGACCUUCCAAGCUUGUAACAUAGUGCCUCAACCAACUAUGCUACCACAUGUCCCAUGAGAAUGUACUGCAUAUUAAAUGUACUUUAGACAGUGGAUGAAUUCCAACUUAACUGCAGCUAAUUUAGUCAAUUCUUGUCAUAAGAUCUCCAUAAUACAUCAUCUGUUUCUGUGUUGUUUCAAAGUGAAGCCAAAGAGAUUUCUUGGACAAACAAUGCUCUUGACUUUCUUAAUUGGAAUGAUGUUUGAUAAAGAAGCCUCACCUGUUACAACAUGAUUAAAUAAAUAACUGCAUACAAACAC